Hemicordylus capensis (graceful crag lizard) is the source of this 5381-nucleotide messenger RNA. Its product is annotated as sarcoplasmic/endoplasmic reticulum calcium ATPase 3. Gene Ontology annotation, molecular function: ATP hydrolysis activity; ATP binding; P-type calcium transporter activity. The record is from RefSeq and is a predicted model, not a curated record. The transcript has 21 exons. Gene Ontology annotation, biological process: calcium ion transmembrane transport; intracellular calcium ion homeostasis. Gene Ontology annotation, cellular component: membrane. Bases 445 to 3444 code for a protein of 999 amino acids. Lineage: Eukaryota; Metazoa; Chordata; Lepidosauria; Squamata; Cordylidae.
GGAGAGGAGGGGAGGAAGCCGUGGGCGGGGCAGCCCCACCUCGCCCCCCCCCCCCCCCGGCGCCGCAGCAGCAACAGAGCAGAAAGUAACUUUGCCGGGCGCGGGAUGGCAGCGGCGGCGGGGAGAAGCCGGGCGCGCAGGCAGUGAACGCCCGUCGGCGGCGGCGGAGAGCAGAGGCGGGCGGCCCCCGCGGAGGCAGCAGGGCAGAGAGGCAGAGCGCGCCCCCCGCCCGCCCGCCCGCCCGCCCGCCAGCUGGGAGGGCGCCCCGGCGGCCGGCCGUCGGCGGGGCAGGAGCGCACGGCUUGGAGAGGUGCCUGGCGGGGCUGAGCGGCUGCGCUCCGGCGCAGGGAGCAGCCAGCGCGCCCUCGCCGUCCCCGGCGGCCAGCCUUCCCGCCGCCCGCGGGCUCCUGGCUCGGGGCGGAGAGGGGCGCCCCGCCGGCCGCCAUGGAGGGCGCGCACAGCCUGGCCGCCGACGAGGCGCUGCGCCGCUUCGAGGUGCGGGAGAGCUGCGGGCUGAGCGCCGAGCAGGUCCGGCGGCAGCGGGAGAAGUACGGCCCCAACGAGCUCCCGGCUGAAGAGGGGAAGUCUCUGUUGGAGCUGAUCGUGGAGCAGUUUGAAGAUCUUCUCGUACGGAUUUUGCUCUUGGCUGCCUUAGUUUCCUUUAUCUUAGCCUGGUUUGAGGAAGGUGACGAAACCACCACGGCCUUUGUGGAGCCUGUCGUCAUCAUCAUGAUCCUCAUCGCCAACGCGGUGGUGGGCGUGUGGCAGGAAAGGAACGCCGAGAGCGCCAUCGAAGCCUUAAAGGAAUACGAGCCAGAAAUGGGGAAGGUGAUCCGAUCCGACCGGAGCGGAGUCCAACGGAUCCGAGCUCGAGACAUCGUCCCUGGAGAUAUUGUGGAAGUGGCAGUUGGUGACAAAGUACCCGCUGACAUCCGGAUCAUUGAAAUCAAGUCCACGACGUUACGGGUAGACCAGUCAAUUCUCACCGGCGAAUCUCUGUCGGUCAUUAAACACACAGACCCCGUUCCCGACCCCCGGGCCGUCAACCAGGAUAAAAAGAACAUGCUCUUUUCGGGCACCAACAUUGCUGCCGGCAAAGCGGUGGGCGUCGUCAUCGCCACGGGGGUCUACACGGAGAUCGGGAAGAUCCGGAACCAGAUGGUGGCCACCGAGCCCGAGAAGACCCCGCUGCAGCAGAAGCUGGACGAGUUCAGCCAGCAGCUCUCCAAGGUCAUCUCCCUGGUCUGCGUGGCGGUCUGGGUGAUCAACAUCAGCCACUUCAGCGACCCGGUCCACGGCGGCUCGUGGUUCCGUGGCGCCAUCUACUACUUCAAGAUCGCCGUGGCCUUGGCGGUGGCCGCCAUCCCCGAGGGGCUGCCGGCGGUCAUCACCACGUGCCUGGCGCUGGGCACCCGCCGGAUGGCCAAGAAGAACGCCAUCGUGAGGAGCCUCCCGUCCGUGGAGACCCUGGGCUGCACUUCCGUGAUCUGCUCAGACAAGACGGGCACCCUGACCACCAACCAGAUGUCCGUCUGCAGGAUGUUCAUUGUGGAGAAGAUUGAGGGGAUUCACAGCAGCCUUCAUGAGUUCAUGAUCACUGGGACGACGUACACCCCAGAGGGAGAAGUCCUGAAAAAUGACAGCCCUGUUCAGUGCGGGAAAUAUGAUGGUCUGGUGGAAUUGGCCACGAUUUGCGCCCUCUGCAAUGAUUCCUCGCUGGAUUACAAUGAGUCUAAGAAAGUCUACGAGAAAGUCGGGGAGGCGACGGAGACGGCCCUGACGUGCCUGGUGGAGAAGAUGAAUGUUUUCGACACGGACACCAGCGUCCUCUCCAAGGUGGAAAGAGCCAAUGCCUGCAACACAGUGAUUAAGCAGCUCAUGAAGAAGGAAUGUACCCUGGAGUUCUCCCGCGACCGCAAGUCCAUGUCGGUGUACUGUGCGCCCGUCACACCCAGUCACAACUCCUCCAGUGGCAAACUCUUCGUCAAGGGCGCCCCGGAGAGUGUCAUUGAGCGCUGCAACUACGUCCGCAUCGGCAACCACCGGGUCACCUUGACCCACUCCGCCAAGGAGAAGAUCCUCUCCAAGAUCCGGGAGUGGGGCACGGGCAUCGACACCCUGCGCUGCCUGGCCUUGGCCACUCGGGACCACCCCCCGCGGAAAGAGGACAUGCGCCUGGACGACGCCAGCCAGUUUGUCAUCUACGAGACGAACCUCACCUUUGUUGGCUGCGUGGGGAUGCUGGACCCGCCCCGGAAGGAAGUGAUGUCGUCCAUCGAGAUGUGUAAGAACGCCGGGAUCCGGGUCAUCAUGAUAACGGGAGACAACAAGGGGACGGCCGUAGCGAUCUGCCGAAGGAUCGGGAUCUUCUCGGAGAGCGAGGAGGUGACAGGCAAAGCCUACACGGGGAGAGAAUUCGACGAUCUCACGCCGGAGGCUCAGCGCGAGGCCUGCCGCUCGGCCCGCUGCUUCGCCCGGGUGGAGCCCGCCCACAAGUCCAAGAUCGUUGAAUACCUGCAGUCGUUCAAUGAGAUCACAGCGAUGACCGGCGACGGUGUGAACGACGCCCCGGCCUUGAAGAAAGCCGAGAUCGGCAUCGCCAUGGGCUCCGGCACCGCCGUAGCGAAGUCGGCUGCGGAAAUGGUCCUGUCCGACGACAACUUCUCCACCAUCGUGGCCGCCGUGGAGGAGGGCCGGGCCAUCUACAACAACAUGAAGCAGUUCAUCCGCUACCUGAUCUCCUCCAACGUCGGGGAGGUCGUCUGUAUCUUCCUAACGGCCAUCCUGGGCCUCCCUGAAGCUCUGAUCCCAGUCCAGCUGCUUUGGGUGAACCUGGUGACCGACGGCCUGCCGGCCACGGCCCUCGGCUUCAACCCCCCCGAUCUCGACAUCAUGGACAAACUUCCUCGGAAUCCACGAGAGCCUCUCAUCAGUGGUUGGCUCUUUUUCCGCUACCUGGCCAUUGGAGUGUAUGUCGGCCUGGCCACCGUGGGAGCAGCAACCUGGUGGUUUCUGUAUGACGCGGAGGGGCCUCAGGUUACUUUCCAGCAGCUGAGAAACUUCAUGAGAUGCACAGAAGACAACCCCAUCUUUGAAGGCGUCGAGUGCGAAAUCUUUGAGUCCCGCUACCCAACCACCAUGGCCCUCUCCGUGCUGGUGACCAUUGAGAUGUGCAAUGCCCUCAACAGUGUGUCCGAAAACCAGUCGCUACUGAGGAUGCCCCCCUGGCUUAACCUCUGGCUCUUGGGGGCCAUUGUCGUGUCGAUGGCAUUGCACUUCCUGAUUCUCUAUGUGAAGCCGUUGCCUCUGAUAUUCCAAGUGACACCUCUCAGCUGGCCUCAAUGGGUGGUUGUGCUGAAGAUCUCCCUGCCCGUCAUAUUGCUGGACGAAUUGCUGAAGUAUCUCUCCCGCAACCAUUUAGACGGCAAAGAGGCCAAGAAAUGAAUGACACCCAGGAAACACAGCAAAGCGAACCCUAAACUUUCCACUGGGACUGAAGUAUUUGCAUGCUUGAACAUUGCCAGAAGACAGCGAGGAUUUUGCAUGUUUUUUGAAGUCUCGGACUCGAUGCGGGUGAAUCGUCAAAAGAAACGAAAAACGGAUCUCUUCUUUUGUUUUUGUUUUUUUACGCCUGUUAGGUUGUGUCUCCUUUUUUCUGUAUAUAAUGGAGCAAAUACUGGACAUCUGAAUUAUGGGUUUUGGGGUGUGUGUGUGUGUGCAGGGUGGGGGCGUGGGAACUUGCUCUGGAAUGGCAGCAGGGUAGCCCAGAUUUUAGAAGAUCUGCUUCUGAAGAUUUCAUUGCUCUUUUUCCUGUCUUCUUCUCUCCUCGUUUUUCCUCCUUCAAUAAUAACUGAUCCCCACCCCGUCUUGAGAAAACAGCUUGGCUGGUUUCAAGGUGCGAUGUAGUCGCCCCCCCAUCAGACACUCUUAUCUGUCACAGGGAAAAAAGUAGGAGAGUUCCUUGAUUGAAUAAUGCCUGAACUGGAUCCUUCUACAGAGGUCAGGGAAUGUCCCGUGACCUCUUCGGCCCUAUCACUGUCCAAGAGGCCUCUUGGUUGGAUAGAUCCAGCUGUCAUUCCCUCCUACGGGGCAGACCUUGGAGAUCCGAUCUCCCACCAGUUUGGAGGUUCAAGAGCUGCUUUUCUUCCUCUGGAGUUUGGAACAAGAUGGCGGCACUUUAGCCAUAGCCCUCCUCGAUUAGCACUCCUGGGCAGAGAAAUCUGUCACUAUCCCACCGUUAUUUAAGCCAACCUGACUUCAUUCCCGGUGGAGUUCCCCCGGCUCCCUCCCAGAGUCUUUCAGAGUACUCACCAUCAUUCUGGGGGCAGGAUUUGGGGGACAAAAUGGUCACUCCCACUACCAGUGGAUUGACACCAUCCGGCAGGUGCUCCGAUGAAGAGCAUCUGCUUUGCAUGCAGAAGAUCUCCGGUUCAGUCCUUGGGAUUGAACCGGAUUGAAAAAGACCUUAGUAGGUCUUUUUCAAGUAGGAUUGAAAAAGACCUUAGGAAGGGGCCAGCCGUCAAAGCAGGCAGGGACCAAAGGUCUGACUCAGGAUGCGUCCGCUUCCUACGUUCGUUCCGAGUUGCACGUUCUCAUCUGGGAACUUCCGACUCGCCCUUUGGGCACAAUCCCCCGAGAAGCCUGACCCCGUUUCCACCCCUUUCUGUCUAGGAAUCCUGGAAAACUGUAGUCUUGAGAAGAAGAUGCAAGAAGAAUUUCUCUGUGUGUCGUGCAUCUGCAAUGCCUAGGACUUGGGGGUGUGUGUGCAUUAUGUGUUGGUUUGUUUUUAAUGGGAGAUGCUAUGACAGUGGAAAUGGAUUUUGAUCCAGUUUGAAGGGGUAGCAUAGAUGCUCUUGCCCUAGGGAAUAAAUGCUCUCGCCAGCGUACACACACACACACACACACACCCCGCACGUCACGGCAUUGCCUGAUCCUCUCAGGGAUGUCCCUCUGGCACGGCAGUUCUGCAAGCGGUUGAUGCCUUUUGUAUAUUUCCUUUUGCACAAGGCGUUUGCUAAAAGUUUGGCGCCAGUCUGUCCGGCAGAGGGAUUGGGGUGUGGUGUCUCGGGUGAAGGAUCUCAAUCCUGGCACCUUGCCGUGAAGCUCCGCUAGGGUUAUCGAGGUGCAUUUCCGAGUCCCCCGGAAAAGUUUUAGCUUUUGAGUGGGCAUUGUUAACCAAAAAGGAGAUUCAGUGGAGAGUUGGGGCGAGUAUAUCUAGACCCGAAAUGCAUCCGGAAAGUGCAUUUUUUCUGAGGCUGAACGAGGGCUGAGCUGCGUGUUCAGUCAACAAAGCUUUCCCUUCAUUCUGGGAAAAGCGAUACUAAUAUUCUCACCUGUGAGGUUGCCAUUAAAGACAGAAGUCCUACCAGAAAACCUGGCAA